AUAAUUUGUGUACUGACCGUACAGUUGUGGCGCGGCGCAGUGUGCGGCGGCCUGCUGCGUGAGCCCUGAGUGUCCUGAGGGUGAGGCGUGAGCCCUGAGUGUCAUGAGGCCUGCUGUGUGAGCCCUGAGUGUCCUGAGGAGGGUCACAUGCAUGUGAGCCAGAGCCUGAGUGUGUGGAAGUGUGCACGCAAGGUAAAGCCUGCAGCAUCCCUCGUGCUCACCACUCAUCUAAGACAAAGGCAGUUACCACACUGGACAUCAUAUUUUGUUAAGUACAAAGAUGUAACCAGUGAUCAGAGAGGAUAUUCACACUUUAAUUGGCAGGUUGAUGGAGUCAAUUAUCAUGUACUAAGGACAGGAUGUUGGCCAUACAUCAAGUACCACUGCUCAAAGAGGCCACAUGAAGAUCUCUCUUCAGAUGACAAUUUAUUCCGCAUCAUAAAAGUAAUAAAUUUAGGUAUUCCCUGCUUGGCCUAUGGCUGUGCUGCCUGCCUGCUGAUCCGCUGCCAGGAAGACGUCCACACACCCAGUGGCACAGUGCCAAUUUAUUUCCUAUAUGAAGAGGACAGAAAUGCUUUGCAUUAAACCAGUGUUUUUAAA
Messenger RNA from Procambarus clarkii (red swamp crayfish), 600 nucleotides. The record is from RefSeq and is a predicted model, not a curated record. Lineage: Eukaryota; Metazoa; Arthropoda; Malacostraca; Decapoda; Cambaridae.